Messenger RNA from Triticum dicoccoides, 770 nucleotides. Its product is annotated as arabinogalactan protein 20-like. The record is from RefSeq and is a predicted model, not a curated record. The transcript is spliced from 2 exons. Bases 203 to 421 code for a protein of 72 amino acids. NCBI's taxonomy places the organism in Eukaryota, Viridiplantae, Streptophyta, Magnoliopsida, Poales, Poaceae.
AGCUGGCGCUAUAUAGGCGCCGCGCGCACGUUGGCCGCAUUCCCAAGCCCGGGAUUUGAGGGAGAGGAGGGAUUUGUCGAGAGAGGGAGGGGCGCGAUUCGCUGCUCUUCCUCCAGCCUCCUACUGCUCGCCUCCGGUGUGGGGGUGCGCUGCGGUGGGCGGAGGGGAGGCCAGGGGAUCGAGAGGCGAACCGAGGAAGGAAAUGGCGGCGUGGACCUCCGUGGGCCUGGUGGCGGUGGCCGUGCUGGUCGUCGGCAUCGCAAUGCCGGCCUCAGCCGCCGUGCAGCCGCCCGCGCCCGCGCCCUCCAGCGACGGCACGUCGAUUGAUCAGGGGAUCGCAUACGUCCUGAUGCUGGUGGCCCUUGUGCUCACCUACCUCAUCCACCCGCUGGACGCGUCCUCCCCAUACAGGCUCUUCUAAUCUAAUCAAUAAUUCGGGUUGUACCUGUAGAGGUAGCUAGCAGCUGUGCGAUGAUGAUUUAGGUGAGUGUGUGUGUGUGUGGUGUUCUAUUUUUGUGUGCGCGUCAGAUGAUUAUGUAUGGACAUGUUUGGUGGUGGCAUGAUUCUGCCAUCAUGUGAGUGUUUCGCUAUUUAGUUCAUGCUAAUGUGUGUAUGUAUUUCACUCGCGCUGUGCCGCUUGCCAUGUGCUGCGAUGCGUGGUGUAGGUCUGGUUUUGCAAGUUGUGUGACACCUACUACCCAUGUGAAUGCUUGUCCGGCCCCUGACAGGCUGACAUGGGUGAUCUCUUGUGGUCCAGUUGGUCCAUCCAA